UUGUCAAGAGCGCGCGGCAGAGUUCAAGGAGAGAAUACUUGUCAGUAUGCUAGAGAGAGAGAGAGAGAGGCGAGCGAGCCUGAGGAACUGGAGUACCAUUCACUCAAUGAGGGCCUUUAUCGCGUCGAGACGGGCAAUUACGAGUAUCGUUUGAUGCUGCGUUGCCGUCAAGAAACAAGGCAAAAGUUUGUGCAGAUGCGGAACGAUGUGAUGAUAAAGAUUGAGCUGCUAGAUCAAAAACAUGUGAGGGAUAUCGCCCAACAUCUUGCGAACAUGGCAACGGCUAUGAAGGACUGUUUGGCAGAAUGUUCCGCUGCAUUGCAAAACACGCAAAACACGCCCAUUGAGAUCGACAUCAUUCAAGCAAGUCACCUAAAGCAGGCUUUACGUUUCCUGAUUCAAACAAGUCUUUUUUAG
Cooperia oncophora is the source of this 417-nucleotide messenger RNA. The record is from the annotation of a GenBank genome assembly. Lineage: Eukaryota; Metazoa; Nematoda; Chromadorea; Rhabditida; Trichostrongylidae.